Messenger RNA from Heterostelium album PN500, 657 nucleotides. RefSeq names its product Ras-related protein Rab (gene rab32B). Gene Ontology annotation, cellular component: vesicle; trans-Golgi network; Golgi apparatus. Gene Ontology annotation, biological process: vesicle-mediated transport. The record is from RefSeq and is a predicted model, not a curated record. Bases 1 to 657 code for a protein of 218 amino acids. Lineage: Eukaryota; Evosea; Eumycetozoa; Acytosteliales; Acytosteliaceae. Gene Ontology annotation, molecular function: GTP binding; GTPase activity. The transcript has 3 exons.
AUGGAUGCAAUUGGAGGAGAUCAAGUUCAACAACAUCUCUACAAAAUUUUGGUGAUUGGAGAUUAUGCAGUCGGAAAGACAUCGAUUAUCAAGAGGUAUUGUACGGGAAUGUUUUCACCAAAUUACAAGCUGACUAUAGGUGUCGAUUUCGCAGUCAAAGAGGUUCAAUGGGAUAAGAAUACAACCGUGAGUUUACAGCUUUGGGAUAUUGCUGGUCACGAGCGAUUCGGUACAAUGACACGUGUUUACUAUAAAUAUGCUAUCGCUGCUAUCAUUGUUUUCGAUCUUGGCAGACCUACAACAUUCGAAGCCGUAACAAAAUGGAGAGACGAUAUCAACAGUAAAGUAGUUCUAGGUAAUCAACAACCAAUACCUGUAUUAUUACUUGCAAACAAAUGUGAUAUGAAAGAUUCAUCGAUUGACAAAGCAAUGUUAGAUAAUUUUGUAAAGGAACAUAAUUUUAUAGGAUGGUUUCCAACUUCAGCACAGAGCAAUAUUAAUAUAGAUGAAGCAAUGAUGUUCUUGACGGGCAAGGUUUUAGAGGUAGCCAAAACCAAUCAACCACCAAAACAAGAGGAAAACACUUUGAAUUUAACUGCUUCCGAUAAAUCACAGAACAAUAAUAAAAAUAAUAACGGUGGCGGUUGUUGUACAUAA